AAUAAUACCUUCGGUCAUUCCGGCAAUAAUAAUAGGCACUGGAGAAAAAAAGUGAUCGCCUACGUGAAUAAAACGGUUAACGAUAAGGGUGGUUCGUAGACGGUGGUAGAAGAGAAGCUUCUCAGCUUCUUCGGUCCAUUCUAUAUUCCGAGCUCUCGGUAGGUACGUGCACGCGCGAGAGUUUAUUAUCCGCACUCGAAGCGAUGAGAUUCCCGUACGCGUGAACGCACACUAUUUAACACGUAAUACAUAGACACUAACACAUACCUACACACAGAUUCGUGAUCGAAGGAGGGAACGCGUGCAACUUGCCAGCUGAACGAGAAGAAGUAGAAGAAGAAGAAGACGAAGACGAAGACGAAGACGAAGAAGAAGAAGAAGAAGAUGAAGAAGUGGUGCUGGUAGUAGCAGAAGAAGAAGGCAAAGAGGUAGAUGAGGAAGGGAAGAGAAGAGCGAGGGAGGCUGCGCUCCUAUAUGUAGCUCCGAAUCUUAGCCAGAGGAACUAUUGCGCCCGAAAUUGCCGAGGCGUACGCACCCCUGGCCCGUAAAAAACGCGAGGGUUUCGUGUCGCACACGAGACUCGCUUAUUUCGAUUUACCUCUUUAUUACUUUCCCCAUUCCCCAUCUUCUCUUUCGUUUUUCCUUUUUCCUUUUUAUUCUCCUUUUUCCUUUUUUUUCUUUUUUUCUUUUAAAUAUUCGAGGACACCAAAUCGCGUGUGUUGGUUCAAUGUGAGACUUCGUUCGAAGUUAGAAUGCCAUGGUUUGUGUGAUUCUUUGAGGAAAGAUCAAGUGGUGAGGAAAAGAGGGAAGACGAAGAAGAACAAAGAAUAAUAAGAGGAAAAGAAGAGGUAGGAAGAUAGUACGGAGGAGAAAAUGCCGAGGGCUUUCCUGAUCACUCAUCGCCGAUACAAUGGCGUCGAGGAGGAGUUCGAUACUUCCGCUGGAGGUCAAAGUCCUGAACGAGGUGUUAGGCUAGCCGAAUAUGGUAGUGCUCAGCCUACUUCCGAUGGUGCUAGCGAAUGCGGCAGUGAGACCUCCUCGGAAUGUCCGGAAGAAUUGUACAAUCUUACGAAACUUGCGGAAGUAAGCCUUGCUGCAGCAGCCGGUACCUUAAUUCAUCCUAACAAUUUGAUCUAUCAACGAUCAAGUUCACCGAGAUGUACCGAUCCUACGGAAAAAUGUAGCAGAACAGUUGUGCCCAGAACGAAGGAUCAUCAUCAUCAUCACCAUCAUCAUCAUCUUCACCAACAGCAACGUCUUCAGGAACGGCGAAAUACCUAUGAGGAAGAACAAAGUUUGGAAAGGACGAGAUUCUUCUUCGAGAGUAUCGAAAAUGAACGAGAGAUGCUUGGGAUUAAAAGACUAUCGCCUUCACAUCAUCGUCAUCAUCACAGAAAUCAUCAUCAUCAUCAGACAAAUCAUCCCCGGGAAGAAACUCCCUUCGUGACGGAAAACAAAAUUGAACCACCUCCAAAGGCAACUAAUGUCAGCGAACCACCAAAUCCUACCGCUCAACAAGCUCGUAGAACUAUUCAGAGUAAUUUAGAAAAUGCAAAAAGCGAGGAUAACGAGGAUCACGAAUGUCCCGACUGUGGAAAAAAAUAUUCUACGUCCUCCAAUCUAGCCAGACAUAGGCAAACACAUAGAUCGCUCGGUGAUAAGAAGGCCAGGAGGUGUCCACAUUGUGACAAGGUUUAUGUAAGCAUGCCUGCCUUCAGUAUGCACGUUAGGACUCAUAAUCAGGGCUGCAAGUGUCACUAUUGUGGCAAGUGCUUUUCCAGGCCAUGGUUGCUUCAAGGACAUAUACGCACGCACACAGGUGAGAAACCGUUCAAGUGUACGAUUUGUAACAAAGCUUUCGCCGACAAGUCGAAUCUCCGUGCACAUAUCCAAACACAUUCGAACACAAAACCGCACGUGUGUGCUCGAUGUGGCAAGGCAUUUGCUUUAAAGUCUUAUCUUUAUAAACAUGAAGAAUCGUCCUGUAUGCGAGCGCAUCAUCGCUCCUCCAUGGAGAAGAACGAAUCGAGCGAACGAAAGACAACGUCUAACUCAUCGAUAACAUCCGGUAGAACGAACGAACCUGUUUCAACGGCUUUGGAUGCUUUGAAUGACUUGCAGACUACGACAACGACGGCAAUGGCCACGACGAGUACAACGACAACGUCUUCCUGUAUGACAGCUUCACCAACCAGCGUGAUCGUUCCACGUUUAGGUCUUCAACAUGAUCAAACCUGUCCACCAUCAGCAUUUUCAGCUAUCAUCAAACACACUGGUGCUACCGAGAAUGUUACUCCACCACCAGCUAAGCGUCCUUUCAAAGAACUUGAUGGGAAGUCGCAAGAGAUUAAAACCACUGAGAUCGUUUCCAGCAUGGUCAUUAGAACCUCGGUGAUAUCACCCAAUCCAGAACACUUGGGUCGAUUCAAUGAAGCUAAAAAACCUUCUAAUACCUUUGAUUAUUCUGAGUCAACGAGAACUUCGGCUUUCUCGAGACCCACAACGAUGACACUCAAUUUGGCGAUCGCGUGAAACAACGAAAAAAAAUUUCGAUCUUAUCGACUAGUUUCUUUUUAUUAGUCUCCUAUUUUAUUUCCUUUUGUUUUUAUAGAACGAAAUUGUGUAAUCGAGGUGAGAUCAAUUUUACUUUGUUUCGAUGCCAAAGGUGUGUCGAUUUCCGACACGUGAUGACGAAGUGCCGAAUUUAAAUAAUGAUCAACGUGCAUUACGUGAACGGGUAUUGUCUAAAGUAUCUUCCUAAUUAGGGACCAUGUAGAAAAUAGUUGUAAUUAAUAUUAACGUUCUAAGACAU
This is a messenger RNA of Vespa velutina, 2812 nucleotides long. Its product is annotated as zinc finger protein 267-like. Gene Ontology annotation, biological process: regulation of DNA-templated transcription. Bases 874 to 2532 code for a protein of 552 amino acids. The record is from RefSeq and is a predicted model, not a curated record. NCBI's taxonomy places the organism in Eukaryota, Metazoa, Arthropoda, Insecta, Hymenoptera, Vespidae. Gene Ontology annotation, molecular function: RNA polymerase II cis-regulatory region sequence-specific DNA binding; DNA-binding transcription factor activity, RNA polymerase II-specific. The transcript is spliced from 3 exons.